This is a messenger RNA of Stegastes partitus (bicolor damselfish), 5307 nucleotides long. RefSeq names its product RAB44, member RAS oncogene family (gene rab44). The coding region runs from base 130 to 4326 and encodes 1398 amino acids. The record is from RefSeq and is a predicted model, not a curated record. Lineage: Eukaryota; Metazoa; Chordata; Actinopteri; Pomacentridae. The transcript has 9 exons. Gene Ontology annotation, molecular function: GTP binding; GTPase activity.
CUGGGGUCUAGUCGUAGAAAUAAAGGAAAACAGCGGGUUAAAGACGACCAACCUACGGAGGACGCUGAUGGUCGUGAACCCAGUGAAACAACAGAAACACCAUUAACAACAGAGACAGCAGACCAGACCAUGUUGGAAGGAACGAACAAAUCCUACGCUCCUCAGAAUGAAGAAGAAAACUCACACGCUGACACGCAUGCUUGCACUUCUGAGUUAACUACAAGUGAAAAACAUUCCAUUCCUACAGUAGAUCAACAGGUAAUUGACCUGUCACAUUGCACACAGAUGCCAGAUGAGCAACUUCUGGAUGUUUCUUCUGUAACAGAUGUAGAGAGCAAGGAAAGAGACGAGGCUCGGCAUUCGGAGGAUGCUGUAAAGAUAUUGCACGAACAGGAGAUUAGGCUCCCACAAAUGCCAGAAAUGCCUCAAACUGAUAACACAUCUGGAGGUGUGAUAGAUGAUGCCACAGAAAGUACUAAAAUCUUUUCUGAAGCCUCGGUAGACCGAGCUGAAAUCAGGGACACAAACCAAUCGGUGCUGGCAGUGAAAAGCACUGAUGAUGCUACAAAAGACAUCGUGUUUGAGGUUUCAGGCCAGGGAAAUGAAGCUGAUCAUGUGCAUGAUACUGAGAAACCACAGCUCAGUGACACAGAAAGACUAAACACUGCACAGGCUGAUGUUUAUGAGAUUGAAGGCCAAGAAAAGGAUGAUUUAAAAGCCGGUACAAGAAAAACAGGUCCUCAGGAGGCGGGACUCUUUUCUGAAAUGGAGGACAGUGAAUCUUCUUCACAAAGCCUGCAACAUGAGCUGCAUGCUGCUUUUGACUCCCAGCCUGAGCAAAACAACACAAGCUUUAACUCUGGUGGGAACACAAGCAAACUGGGGUCAAGCCAGGAAAAAUCAAUGGAAACUAUGCUGGAAGGAACGGACAAAUCUGACAGCCCUCAAAUUAAAGACGCUGUUCAUGUCAAACAAAAUGAACAUUUUGGCCCACUUGCUGGCAUCUCUGAGUUUAGCAGUUCAAGUUUGCAUUCAAGUCCCGCAGCGGAUGGACAGCUAGUCGAGUCAAUCCCCAGCGAGAGGCCAGAUGAAGGGCUUCCCAGCGUGUCCUCCUCUGUGGCUGAAAACAAGGAGAGCGAUGAGAACACAGAACUGUUCAGACAGGAUGGACGCUCAUGGGGCAAUGAUUUGUUUAGUGAGUCACAUGUGGAAGCAGAAAAUGCAGAGUACCCAACCACAACGGAGAUAACCGCAGAGGAGAGCAGCUCCAGAGAACAUACUGAAGUUGAAAGCAGUGUUGAGCAAUCACCAAAAAAGGAGCUGGCUGCAAGUGGGGAACAAAAUGAGAAUUUCAACCCAUUUGAAGUCACAGGAGCUAAGCAGUCAGAGGAUGUUGUAAACAAGGAGCAUGAAGAGCUGAUUAACCCGAAACAAGUGCAAGAUUUGCUUCAAAUCGAUACAGAGCCCCAAACACUGCCAUCAGAAAUAAAUGCUCCUUUGGACUCCCAGUCGCAGGACAAUCCUCAGAGCAUCAAGGAUGAAACUCUUACAGCCCCCAACCCAAUAGGGAGCAGAAGGAAACUGGGGUCAAGCCGAAGACAUAAAGGAAGGCAGCAGGCUAAAGAAGAAGCUGUAGAAAACACCAGAGCUGAUGAAGCCUCCGAAACACCAAGCAUGUCAUUAGCAUCAGAGACAGCGAGGCAGGAAGAACUAACAGGCCUGAAAUCUCCAGAGAAAAUAAGAAAUACGUCAGCUGUGAAUGACGAUGAAAAGCUGCCAGAGAAAGACACAUCUUCAACAGACAGCAGUGCAGUCGUGACGGCAGACAUGUCUUCAAGAUCAGACGAUGACUUUCUCGAAUCUAAUAAGGACGUCGAUGACAAAGAGGAGAAACCCGUCAAAGAAACCGAGAACUUAAGUCACCUCACAGGACAUGACACAGUCAAAAUGGACCUGAUGCAACCAACACAAGCCUCAGUUUGGAAAGAUAUCUCACAUCAUGAUGACAGUGAAAAUGCUCGGCCAAGCACUGUGGACACGUCUGCCCAAGAAGAAGCAUCGCAGCUCAAAAAUACAGAAGACGCAGUGGGACAAGACGUCGAUGUGCAACAGACAAAUGAUACGAUAGAAACUGUGGGUGCAGAGAGUUCCAUGGAUAAACAAGCAAAGGGUGAAGCGGCAGAAAAAGACUCUACGAACAAAGUCGAUGCACUUCAAGAAAUGAAUCUGUCACAUGAACUUGUUUCUGAGCCGGUCGGGGAUGUUGAAAGUGGAAUCUCUACAGCAAUGGAUGCACCUAAGAGCCAAGAAGAAAAAACUCAAUCAGAUCAGAGUAAAAACUUGCAAGUAAAAUCCGACCAGAAGAGGAGGAAGAUGGGCUCGACUCGCAGGAGUCAACUCAACAGGAAACAAGAGGGAGAAGCGGACAACAAAGGCGAAACAACAGAAAGUGAAGCUAACGCACGAGCUGAUGUGAGAAAUCUCGAUGAGACGCAAGACGUGAAAGAGCUGGUGCUAACUGCAGAGGUGUCGCAAAAUGAAGACGCACCGACUUUGUUGGGUGCUUUUUAUAAAAAACCAAAGGAAGGUGAAGAAAGCGGCUCUGCUCAUGAUGAGGGCCAUCGGCCAGGAAGCAGCAGUAACGUGAUACCAGGCAGAGAUGGUUUAAUGGCUCCUGAACCGUCAGCCUCUCGCAGUGAGGAAGCUGUCGAUCCUGAUGGAAAGGAUGGUGAAAGAAACGUAGACGUUCACGUGGAGCCAUCAAGUGCUGAGACACAAAUAACCCCUGUGAUCGCUGGAAGAGACAGACGCUCAUUAGAUCAGCUGCUGCCCCUAAAUACUGAGACCACAGCACACACUGGCACCACAGGAGGAAGCUCAGCGCUCGGCGUGACCACAGAGAGUACACGAAAUGAUGAUGAAAGGCCACAGAGUGCAACACAGGACCAAGAAUCUAAAGAACAAAAGCCAAACACUGUGAUAGAAGAAGUUCAAAUUCCAGAGAUGAAGAACGCCAGCCCAAAUCUGACUCCGACCAGCAGGAGAAGAAAGAUGGGCUCCACCCGCAGGAAUCUUGGAUCACGAACCAGAGAGGAAGGCUCGCGUCAAAAGCAGGACGAGGAUAACGAGGCAACAGAGACCGAAAUAAUUGCAGGAGGUAUAAAGACUGUCCCUGGAAUCAAAGAGACGGAGCUGCAGCUUCACACAGAGCACAAAGAGGGUGACCCUGAACACCAAAGAUUAUUAGAAACGGUGGAACACAGCCAAGUCGGAGAGUCUCAGUCAGCUCCGCCGGCUCAGCAGACAGUUGAGGAAAAUCCUGUUUCUCAAGGCCAACUUCUAGAGACAGAGCAGCUGACUCCGAGUUACCUUCCAUCCACCUCUCCCAAAAAGGAUGCAACGUCAGCGUCUGGGUCGAGGAGGAGAAAAAUGGGAUCCCACCGGAAGUCACGUGGACUUCAAGGUUACGGAGACCAAACUGAAGAGAGGGAGGGAGGAUUAGAUGCACAGAAGGAGACGGAUGUCGGAAAUAUCGCAGAGGAAGGAGGCGUCAAGGCAUCUGGGGAGGAAUCAGCGGGUCUGCGAAGAAUAUCAGAGGUUGAUGAUAAGAAACCGACAUCUGACGUUAUUUCAAAGGUUGGCGAACCACCGAGGCCUGCGAGUGAGAAGACUCCAUUUCAGCCUCCUCGUGCUGAAGCCCACCUGGGUCGAGAGCAGUUUUCUUUGGCCGGCGAACCCAGAGCUGCAGGCCUCAAAUCAGCCAGCUACCACGUGGUGAUGAUUGGAGACAGCAGCGUGGGGAAGACUUCCUUCAUGAAGAGAGCUCAGACCGGGAAGUUUUCUUUAGAUAUACCCGCCUCUAUUGGCCUUGAUUCCUGCAUGUGGACUGUGGUAGUGGAUGGAAAACCUGUGGUUCUAGAGAUAUGGGAUACAGCCGGACAGGAAAGGUUCCGCAGCAUCACGAGACAUGUUUUCCACAGAGCCCAGGCUUUCCUGCUAAUGUAUGACAUCACAUGCACCGAGAGCUUCUCUGCAGUCAGCUACUGGGCAAACUGUAUUCAGGAAAGUGCUGCAGAAGACGUGACGGUUUUACUGCUUGGGAACAAGAGCGACUGUGCAAAGCGGCAGGUUCAGACUGAACAGGGAGAAAUCCUCGCAAAGGAGUACCGCUUUGAAUUCAUGGAGUGCAGUGCUGCCACAGGUGAAAACGUGGUUCAGUCUCUGGAAACUGUGGCCAGGAUGCUGAAUCAAAGAAUUGGCACAACAGAGGAAGCCGCGGCGUUGCAGCAACAGGCAGCACCGAGGAAAACGUCAACAUGUUGCUGAGCAGAUGUGUUUUUCUAGCAGAUCAUAAGGAGUGUUAACAUACUGUGCUGGUUGGACUUUCCUGCAGGCUGGUGUGAUGCAACAACUCUAUUUACAAAACUGUGCAGGUUGUUUCCGAUUACUUCUAUUUUAUCUCAUUGAUUUAAAGGACAAUUUAAGUGUAAGUCAUGCUUGUACUUGCUCAAAAUAUACUUAGAAGUGUCACUAUGAUGUGAAGACACCAAAGAAACCUUCAUGCAUACAGUAGCUGGUUCAGGGAGAGUUACUACAUCACAGAUUUAAUCAUUUUGCACUCUUUUGUUAAACUCGUUUUCCACCCUUUCUCUAUUUGUGCAAUUUCCAAUCAUUACAUUUAGACCACAUUUGAAGAGUCUGGCUCCAGACAAAGAUCUUAUCUCACUAGUAAUCACAUAUUUAAGUACUUCAGCACUUUCUAUUCAUGAAAAGUAUUUCGUUUCGGGUCACAAACAGAUAAUCUCCUCUAUUGUACAGUUAUUGAAUGUUUGUUCUACAAUGUCGAUACUUUAUGGUGAUUAAUAUAACCUAAAUGUGUAUAUGUAUGUUUCAACCAACUCAUCUCUCUGAAGUCACGGAGCGUCGUCGUGUUUUCAAGCAUCUCUUCUGAUUUAAAAGUAUUUAUGAGCAAAUCAUUUUGUUUUUGUUUACUACCACUCCGCUUUACUCAAUAAUAAUAUUAACUUUGUAAUGAUCGUGUGCGUCUGUUCCAAAUUAACAGCGUUGGCAUUCGUCCUCCUUGCAGUCGUCACAGCUGCCAGGUUGGCAAGAUAAUCAUAAAUGAAUUUCAUGCCUCUGUAAUGAAACACACUGGUAUUAAAAUCAAUAACAGCUUUUUUUCUCAUCUGAAUGUAAGCUUCUUGUUUGUCGUGAUGCUGCUGCGUGUUUCCCUACGACGUGUGUCACCAACUACCUUUAAUCAAAUUGCUCAUGUCUCAUGCUUAAUAAACCUCCAGGACAACAGUU